GGGUCAGGACAGCUGAGGAAGUGGGCUGUCUCUGGUGUGUCUGAAUACUCUUUUAAAUCCUCUUUCCAGGCUAGAAACUAGAACAGCUUAGUUAUAGAGGAGAUACAUUUUGUUUGAUUUCUUUAGCCCCUGAAAGGCUCUUCAUACUUCUUCUGCCAGGAACGAUGGCUCUGCCUAUAAACCCAGCGGACGAGCCCAGAUUGUACCAGCAGACUCUACUCCAGGAUGGCCUCUAUGACCUGCUGGAGAAUGAUAAGCUGGUCGACUGUGUGCUGAAGAUCAAAGACAAAGAGUUUCCCUGCCACCGGCUCGUUCUGUGUGCCUGCAGCUCAUACUUCCGCUCCAUCUUUCUUUCUGACCUGGACGAGAGCAAAAAGAGGGAAAUUAUCCUGGAGGAUGUGGAGCCAGGUGUCAUGGGGCUCAUCGUGAAGUAUCUGUACACCUCCAAGAUCAAUGUGACCGAGCAGAAUGUCCAGGAUAUCUUUGCUGUCGCUAAUAUGUACCAGAUCCCUUCAAUUUUCACUGUAUGUGUGUCUUUCUUACAAAAGCGCCUAAGCCUCAGCAACUGUCUGGCUAUCUUCAGGCUCGGCUUGAUGCUGGACUGUCCCAGAUUGGCCAUCUCUGCUCGAAACUAUGCCUGCGAGCGCUUUCAGCUCAUCUCCAGAGAUGAAGAAUUCCUCCAGCUGCUUCCCAGUGAGCUGGCAGCCAUUUUAUCAAAUGACAAUCUAAACGUAGAGACAGAAGAGGAGGUAUUUGAAGCUUUGAUGAACUGGGUGUCCCGGAACAAAGAGACCAGAGAGAAAGAGCUGCCGAAUUUGUUGGACUGCAUUCGUUUGCGUCUUGUCAAUGAGGACUAUCUGAGAGAAAAAGUGGAGAAACACAAACUUAUCUCCUCUAACCCCGAGUUGCAGCAGAAACUCCAGCUGGUUAAGGAUGCCCACGCUGGGAAAAUGCCAGAAGUUAAAAAAAGAAAAAGCAAGGAGGAGGAGGAUGGUGGAGCAGGGAAUGAUGGAGAGAGUGAAGAUAAAGAUGAUGAAGAGGGCCUUCUCCCAAGCAUCCUGAAUGAUAAUCUUCGAUUUGGGAUGUUUGUCAGAGACUUGAUCCUGAUGGUUAAUGAUGCUGGCGCUGUGGCCUACGACCCAACGGGGAACGACUGCUUUCUGGCAUCACUUUCCACACAGAUUCCCAAAAACCACGCCAGCCUGGUGACCAAGGAGAACCAGAUCUUUGUGGCCGGAGGAUUAUUCUUUGAUGAACAGAACAAGGAUGAUCCACUGUGCUCAUACUUCCUGCAGUACGACCCGGUCAGUGCCGACUGGCUCGGCAUGCCUCCCCUGCCUUCUCCCCGUUUUCUGUUUGGAAUGGGCGAGGCUGAGAACUCCAUCUUUGUUUUGGGAGGAAAGGAGCUGAAGGAGCAGGAGCACAUGCUGGAUUCAGUCUUGGUAUACGACAGACAAUCCUUUAAAUGGGGCGAGUCAGAGCCGAUUCCAUACCCAGUUUACGGCCAUACAACAUUAUCUCAUAAUGACACUGUAUACGUGAUUGGAGGAAAGGGAGACAACAAGAGCUGUCUAAAGAAGAUGUGUGCCUACGACGCCAAGCGUUUUGAAUGGAAGGAGCUCGCGCCCAUGAAGCACGCACGCUCCUUAUGUGGAGCUACCGUUCAUGAAAACAAAAUAUACGUGGCAGGAGGCGUCACUGACAACGGCCUGACAGACACUAUGGAGGUGUAUGAUAUCGCUACUAACAAGUGGUCAGACUUUGUGCCGUUUCCUCAGGAACGUAGCUCCCUGAAUCUCGUGUCGUUGGCUGGUUCCCUCUACGCCGUUGGAGGUUUUGCCAUGAUGCCUAUAGAGGACAACGAAGAGGUUCUUCCUAAAGAGAUGAACGACAUCUGGAGGUAUAAUGAGAUGGAGAAGAAGUGGAAUGGGAUCCUGAAAGAAAUCAAGUACGCCUCAGGGGCUUCAGUUUUGGGGGUGCGACUGAAUACCUUGCGUCUCACCAAGAUGUAAAACCCCCUCCAGUCCCCGUUUAUGAACAUGAACCUGUUUAGUUCACAGUUGUUGUACCAGAGUCCAAAGAACGGUUCAGGGCCACAGACAUCAAUAUUCAGCUCAAUGUGUUCAUUGUUCUCUUCCGUUUUAUUUUACGCAUUUGAUUUUUUGUUGUAGAUUUUCUAAUUAUAACAAAUUAAUACUGUGGAUUUGUUUUUUUGUUUCUUUUUGAUCUAUAAUAAUUUUAUAUAUGUCUUUCUACAAGUUUAAAUCUGAUUCAGACUAAAACUACAGAGUCAGUAACCUAAAGACACCUGUUGCACUGUGUGAAAUAAAUCAAAAUAUUAAAGUGUCUAAAUCCGAGUGGAAAAUAUAAGCAUUUCCCAACAGAUGGCAGCAAAGUUGCCAAAAAAAAGCACUACUGUAAUAUAAAAAACAAAACACAAAGACACAUCUGAAUUUGCAAUAAUAUAUCUAUACUGUUUAAUAUUGAAAUGAUUUCAUUACGCUCUGUUGUGUUACAGACAGUAAACACUAGUCAAUAAUACAAUAAAAGACAGAAAAUACAGUCUAAUGUUAUUAGCACCUCUAGACACUACUGUCCUUGUACUGUUUUUAGUAUUUUAUCAUAGCUGAACGUGACGACUACUGCCUACACAUGGGCUUUGUACACCAGAGUUAACUAAGUUGUAGUGUUAACAUUAUAGAGAGUCAGCAAAUAACAGUACACAUUAUGGUUUCUUUAACACCGCUGCAGUAUGAGUAAGGGAAAUGCAAUGUGAUGCGAAUGUGAAUAAUACAGCUUUGAAUAGACUAUGGCAUUGAUGCUUAUGGUUACCAUCACAUGUAGCUUCACUCAAAAACAGGGGAAAGCCACCAUAAAACAUAUAUAAAAAAAAAACAACAACUAAACUUUCUCAUGCAAAAAUUACACUUGUUUCUCACUUUUAGUUCAUAUGGAGCCCUCGAACUGCCAAAAGGUAGCAAAAGAUUCAUUUUAACUUGAAUUGAGGAAUAUCACACACACACACACACACACACACACACACACACACACACACACACAUAUAAAACAUUCAGUAAAACAAACACAAAGUUCUUUAAUUCAGUCAGGUAUUCUGUGGUUUUCUCAUUUUACUAUUGCAGUUACUAUUCGUUUUUCUUCACUCAGGCUUUUUGACCUAUUGAUGUUUCAUUUUCCUCACCAUGUGUUAAAUUCUCCUAAUGCAUAUAUAAUAAAUAUGGAUGAGUAUUUGUUAAUGGCAGUGACUAAUUUGAAAUUCAUGUGAUACUUGUGGAGUAACUUAGAGCGCUUUGUGGCUAGCUUAGCUGAAAACAGUGCCCACAAGGAUUGUUGGCUAGCUAGGCAGCUAUCAUGAAACUAUGCCAGCCAGCAUUACAUACAGUAGUGUUAAUCAAUCUAUUCUUUUGCCAACAGGUAUUCAAAAACAAAGUUUCUUAGUAAUAGUCAAUCUACAGUUUGCCAUUUGACAUCACGACAGACCGCAAAAGACUAUUUUUGUGCUAGCAUUUAGACUGUUAUGUUAGCUUUUCAAAGUUUAACCAAGUAAAUUGAAGUUUUAUAAAAAGCUUUAGAUCUUGUCAUUUUUUCCACAAUAGAUGAAUCCUUUGUCUAUAAAUGUAAUCAAAUUUGACACAAUUUCUUGUUCACAAUUAGUGGAAAUGUGUGCGGCAUUAGUGAAAACCAGGAGGUAAUUAGCUUCAUCUCAAUCAAAAAAUUUAAGAACCCAACCAAAUAUAGACUGUUGGGACAGAAGUACUGGGCAACCUACACAUUACACCUUGUGUGUGGUCAAUUACUUUUGUCUAUAUUUGAGUGGUUUCGAACAAGUGAAACCUCUUAAAAUCUCAUUUGUAUUGCACUAACAAUGCUACUUUUUGGUAUCAUUAGAUUUGUCAGUUUUGGGGCUCCAUGUGUUUACCCAAACACUAACAGAUUUAACAGAAAAAAAAUCAACUCUUUACUCAAGAACAAAAAGAAAUAUAAUACUUUCUCUCCAAUAUCCACCAUGAGUUUCAGUUUCUAAAAUAAGACAGCAAUAUUCCCAACACUUUUCUUGAAGGUGAAGGCCACAGAAUAAAAUUCUUUUGGAUACACACUUCAUCAUUAGCAGCUUUCAAAAGAAAAAAGAGAGAGAGAGAGAGACCUAACUUAGUAAUCCCAUGAGCACUCUCCGAAGUGCCACUCUCACAGUUUGCUAUGUGGCAACCUUGGGUGCACUGCAGAAUGCACAGUCACCGUGGUGUCUAGGCACCCACUUAAUCACUGACAAACCUUCAUUUAAGGACAAGGACAGGUCCACCUUUGCCUAAUCUAAUACAAGCCUUUGGCUGCUAGCCUUAGUAAAUUAGAAUUUGGCUAAUCAAAAUACAUAGAGUCAACCUGCCUGGAAUACAGGACUCCUGCACACUGUGCAACAUUUCCCUUUUCAUGUCUAACAAUCGUAGCUUUACUGCCGUUUCACUGUAAAACCAUUAAAAAA
Pundamilia nyererei is the source of this 4498-nucleotide messenger RNA. RefSeq names its product kelch-like family member 40b (gene klhl40b). The coding region runs from base 165 to 2012 and encodes 615 amino acids. The record is from RefSeq and is a predicted model, not a curated record. Gene Ontology annotation, molecular function: protein binding. The transcript has 6 exons. Lineage: Eukaryota; Metazoa; Chordata; Actinopteri; Cichliformes; Cichlidae.